Phyllostomus hastatus (greater spear-nosed bat) is the source of this 1368-nucleotide messenger RNA. RefSeq names its product transmembrane protein 243 (gene TMEM243). The transcript has 6 exons. Bases 520 to 876 code for a protein of 118 amino acids. Lineage: Eukaryota; Metazoa; Chordata; Mammalia; Chiroptera; Phyllostomidae. The record is from RefSeq and is a predicted model, not a curated record.
ACCCGGCCCCACCUGCCGCAGGCCUCCUCGGCUCGGAGCUGGGCCCUGGUCUGCUGGCCAGGGAACGGUUCGGUGGUUACCGGAUGAACCGUCCAAGCCCUGCCUGGCCAUAGGAAACUACUUGCUGCAGGCGGAGCCCAGCGCCCUGGCCGGGGUGUCGGCGGGGUCUCGGCCGGCCACACUCCGCCUACACAGAGAGAGAUAGGAAGUGCAGGAGGAAGGGAUAGACACAAACAUCGAUGGGAGAGAGAAACACAAGUUUGUUGCCUCCUGUAUGCACCUGGACCUGGAAUUGAGCCUGCAACCCAGCUACUCAAGAUGAGGAGAAGAGUGGGGCUUGGGCGGAGCCGUCUGUUCCCCCGGGUCUGAGCGCCAGCCACCGCCGGGACGUCCGGGACGUACCUGGGGUUCGGCUAUGUGUGCCCGGUGACCGGUGCGUGGGGAGCCCCGGACCUGGCACUUCGGGAGGGAAUGCUGGCUUGUUUUGAGUGACUUUGGGGAGUGUGAAGAAACCCCAAAAUGGAGGACUUUUCUACCAGGACCUACGGCACCAGUGGGCUGGACAACAGACCGCUGUUCGGAGAGACAUCGGCCAAGGAUCGAAUCAUCAAUUUAGUUGUUGGCAGCUUAACAUCCUUAUUGAUUCUAGUAACGCUGAUCAGUGCUUUUGUUUUCCCUCAACCACCUCCAAAACCAUUGAAUAUAUUUUUUGCUGUCUGCAUCUCUUUGAGUAGUAUUACUGCCUGCAUACUUAUCUACUGGUAUCGACAAGGAGACUUAGAACCGAAAUUUAGAAAUCUAAUUUACUAUAUCUUAUUUUCUAUCAUCAUGUUAUGUAUAUGUGCGAACCUGUACUUCCAUGAUGUGGGAAAGUGAGGCUACCAAGGAAAAAACAUUUACCAGGUCUCUUCAAAGCUAUGUAUUAGGACUGUGAAUAAGAGCUGGAUGAGGUAUGCUGAAGAAUCGACUACAGAAGUCUGAUAUGAUUUUCAUGCUAAUUGUAAAUCUAAAUUCCCUUUUUCAGGGGAGACAUAUCAUAGAUCACUUUGCUUUCUUUCUUUUUAAAGAAGCUGACAUGGCACUUACACAUUCCAACCCUUAAAAGCUCAAACAGCACAAGUAAUUUUCACUUUUGAAAUUGAAAUCCUUUAUAAUGUAAUUGCAUGGCGAAAGGCUAUGUAACAAACAAUCUUGCAUUUUAAGACAAAUAUUCUUUUAUUUCUGUUAAACUGAAUGUACAAUUAUUGUUCCCUAGGCAACCAACUCUUGCUUUUAACUACAAUUUCAUGUUAACAAAACACAGACGGUGAAAAGACAACUUUGAUUGUGAAGAUCUAAUUACAAUAAUAAAUAAAAUAAUUUAUACAA